CCUGGCGCCUCAUGGUGCUGGUGUUGAUGCAUAUGCUGUCAUGGUGGCUCACGGGUCCUCUGCUACGGAAUUCAGGGUAUCUGAAUUAUGGGGCAACGACGCUACAGAAUGCGAACCAAGAUGGACUGGUGUCGGAAGAACGUGCAAUUCUGAAACCAUCAACUACAACAUUGUUCUGUAGUCUUCCACUGGCAUUGCCAAGGUUGGUGAUGCAGAUCGGAAGGCCAGUAGGCCGCGCUACUGGUCUGAACCAGGCUAAGGCAGCUUCAGCACAGAGCCCAGUGAGUCUAAUGGGCCAGCAAGGAGGCAGCACAGCCUAGAUAUGGGUCUGUAUAAUUGUUUUGCCAGGAUCAUGUACCAAUGGAACUCGGUUUGCUCUUGUAAAUUGGACUGGACUAAUCCUCGAAAGGAAAAAUAAGUUGAAUUGCUUGACAAAUUC
Messenger RNA from Nymphaea colorata (pocket water lily), 439 nucleotides. RefSeq lists its product as uncharacterized. The record is from RefSeq and is a predicted model, not a curated record. Lineage: Eukaryota; Viridiplantae; Streptophyta; Magnoliopsida; Nymphaeales; Nymphaeaceae. The transcript has 2 exons. Bases 12 to 320 code for a protein of 102 amino acids.